Maylandia zebra (zebra mbuna) is the source of this 2116-nucleotide messenger RNA. It is a transcript of the gene eapp, whose product is annotated as e2f-associated phosphoprotein. Gene Ontology annotation, cellular component: nucleus. The record is from RefSeq and is a predicted model, not a curated record. NCBI's taxonomy places the organism in Eukaryota, Metazoa, Chordata, Actinopteri, Cichliformes, Cichlidae.
GGAAGCGGAACAAGCAAUUUGGCGUGUUGUAGCUAACUUAUCAGCACCUCAUGCUAUUGUAAUUAACGCUCCUCUAACAUUUAACAUGAAUAAGCUAGGUCAAGCACAAGACUUUGAGUCAUAUGAGAUCGAAGAGCCGAGCGACGAAGAGCGGGCCGCCAGCAGUUCGGAGGAUGAGCUGGACGUGCUCCUGAACGGGACUCCGGACCAGAAAAAGAAGCUGAUCAGAGAGUAUCUAACUGGGGAGAGCGAGUCAUCCAGCGAGGAUGAUUUUGAAAAAGAGAUGGAGGCAGAGCUCAGCUCCACCAUCAAGACCAUGCAGGGAACCUGGGGACCAGCAGCAGAGACCUCAAAACGACCAGGAGGAGGAGGAGCAGAAGGGGAAGGAAGUGCUGUUGGUGGUCCUGGACUUUCUAACCCACAGAUGUAUGAUGAGGUUUAUUUUGACUCGGACUCAGAGGAGGACGGCACACCGAGCAGCUCAACAAGCCAGAGGCGGAGACAGCGGACCAUUCCGACCAAUGACGAGCUGCUGUACGACCCCGACGAGGACGACAGAGACCAGGCCUGGGUUGACGCCAGGAGGAGAGAGUACAGCAGAAGAAAACGACCUGCUGCAGCUUUUCACUCAAAGCUUCGCCACCCUCAAGCUUUGCCUCACAGCGACGCUGUGCUUAACUGUCCCGCCUGCAUGACGACGCUCUGCCUGGACUGUCAGAGGCACGAGAAGUACCGCACGCAGUAUCGAGCAAUGUUUGUGAUGAACUGCACAGUCAAGAGAGAGGAGGUGCUGCGUUACAAAAACCAGCAGGAGAAGAACCGGAGGAACAGGAAGAGGAGGAGGGGACAGCAGACAGAGACGCCUGCGGAUGAGACUCCAGCAGCGAUGGGGAUGGAUGCUGAUGAGGUGUACCACCCGGUGCAGUGCUCUGAGUGCUCCACUGAGGUGGCCGUGUUCGAUAAAGAUGAGGUUUACCACUUCUUCAACAUCCUGGCCAGCCACUGCUGACAAGGACUGAACGAGGUCUGAGCUGGACUUUGUCUCUAACUUCACACCUCGUGGCUCAGAUCUUUGUCUUUAUAUCCAAAAUGCUCACCAAAGCAAAGCUAAAGGGGAGUGAACGCUGGACGUGUGCUCAUCACUUUAAGUUAACGCUGUUAUUGUUCUGUAUUUGCAGGAUGUGUAAAUGUCCAUCUUCUUUUUUCUUUUUCUGCAAAUAAGAUCAUGGCGCCAGUGAUAACUUGUCAGUGUUGUGUUUACAGGAGUUACAACAGUUUUGACAGCUUUUUUUGCUUCAGCGUCACGGCUGAGAUGGCAAAUCAGUCUGUGAUCAGUCGCCUGAUCAUGUUUGUCAUACACAUUUUGAACACAUUGUUCAACAGGUAACAAAAAUGAAAUCCUUUUCAGCAUUAGAAAAAAUGUACCACCUCAUGUCUGUAAAACUUUAAGUGCUGCGCCUGAACACAACCUUUUGCCGUUGACUCCGGUGUUCUUGUGUCUUGUAAUUUGGAGAGCAAAAAUGUUGGGAGUAGAAAAUUUAAAUCGGUCACACAAAUCUGAUUUAUUAAGGUACAGGUCAGCAUAAUGCAGCUCUCCUCUGGUUGAAUCCUAUACUUCACCUCCUCCCACUUGAUUACACAAAUUCCUCAUCAAUUUCUGACAGGACAGUUUGCCCCUAUAUUAAAACAUAUUGAUUUUCCUUUAGCUUCCCCUCAUUAAUCUGAAUUACAAUGCUGUUUAUAUUAACAAGAGCAUCAUCAAACCUGUGCCUUGUUUUAUUUGAUUUUUUGUUAUUUUAUUAGCAGAAUACUUCGACACUCAUAGUGUCUGCUUGUUUUCGACCAAUUUGCACCGCUGUAGUUUGAAUGCUGGUCAUUAUUGUGCAUUGUUAGUAGAGCAGCCACAGAACUUUCUACGACUAUCAGUGUAUUUUUGCAAUUUUGCCAUCAUGCUAAUGUGGCCUGUGUAAUUGGCCAUAAAUAAUAUAGACUAAAUCACACUGACACUGAAAAACUUCUAAAAGUUUUACAUUUGCUGCUGUUUUUAUUUUUUAAAAUGCAAAAAAAUACAGUUUUCUGAAACUUUUGAAAGGCUACAUCAUUUUUCCUUGACAAA